Molecule: messenger RNA, 693 nt
Organism: Guillardia theta CCMP2712
Lineage: Eukaryota; Cryptophyceae; Pyrenomonadales; Geminigeraceae
Exons: 1
Coding region: 1-693 (230 amino acids)
Cellular component (GO): nucleus; cytoplasm
Molecular function (GO): protein binding
Source: RefSeq, a predicted model, not a curated record
AUGGCGGAUUGCGCGAAGAAGAUUGAAUUACUUGAACAAUUUCGCGGUCGCUGUUUUCGAUCUCCUCGCAGCUUGUUGGUUGUGAUCUUCUCCUUCGUUGUUGUUCCUUCAAACUCCAACAAAGAUCCGUAUCCGCUCCGAUGCAUUCAACUCCGAGGAGGAAGGUGGGGAGGAGGAAAGGAGGAAUGGAGGGUCUUUCGAAAAUGUACGAGGAUGUUCUAUCCCUACGAUGAGCUUCGAUCCGUCAUGUCCAACGACUACGACUCUUCAGAUGACGAGUCAGAUGACUAUAAAGCGAAGCUCGUGCGAAGAAAGCAUGCAGAAGAAAAAGCCAAGCAAGGUCAGAAAUUCUUGGAGCAACCUCAGGCAUUCAAGAUCAGAACUAGGUAUCUGAACCAAUCGGCAUAUCAGGUGUGGUGGAGGCCUGGAAUCGUCAACAAGAUGUUAUGGGCAGCGUGUGAGACUGGGGACAACUACGAGAUAGACUUUCUUGUCAAGUUUGCGCAUGCCGAUAUCAAUGCGGUGGAUUUCAACAUGAAGCACCUCACCGCGCUAAUGAGAUCAGUGAUGAACGGCCGGAAGGAAACAGUGAAGCUUUUGAUCGGCCAUGGCGUAAACGUGAACGCAACAGACAGCCACGGCUCCACCGCCCUUCACUACGGUGAGAAGAGCAGCUGGAUCCCUGAUGCCUGA